AUGGAUGUCAUCAAUGUUACAUAUUUAAUACUAGAUGGACAUGUGAAUUUGGAGAACUACAGAUAUGUUUAUUUUUUAAUUUCUCUUGCUGCAUACAUCUCAACCAUUGUAUUUAAUGCUGUUGUCAUUUUUGUAAUAUUCAUGAACAAACAUUUACAUGAGCCCAUGUACAUUUUCAUUGCUGCUUUGCUUUGCAAUGCUCUGUUUGGAUCGACUGCUUUUUAUCCUAAACUGCUCACUGAUUUACUGUCUGAAAAACAAAUCACUUCUUACCAUGGGUGUGUAUUUCAGGCUUUAUUUGUUUAUUGGUAUGCUUCAUCAGAGUUUACUCUUUUAUCAGUUAUGGCCUAUGACAGAUACGUGUCCAUCUGUAAACCAUUACAUUAUACAACUCUUGUAAAAAUGUCCACUGUGAAAAAGCUCAUAUUUCUAUCAUGGUUUUUGCCUUGUUGUGAACUUAGUGUAGCUUUGAUAUUAAUAUAUCAACUUCAGCUUUGUAAAUUUAAACUGAACAGAAUAUAUUGUGAUAGUUACUCAAUUCUUAAAUUAAGUUGUAAAGAAAUAUCUGCAAACAGCUCCUAUGGACUUUUUGUUUUCAGCAUUGCUGUGUUUCCUCCAGUGACUUUUAUAUUCUACUCGUACAUCAGGAUAUUCUCUCUGUGUUUGAAGAAUUCUAAAGUCUUCAGGAAAAAAGCUCUACAGACCUGUUUACCGCAUCUUUUCAUUUUCUUCAAUUUUUCUGUGAACAUUUGUUUUGACAUUAUAAACAACAGGCUAGAAGCAAAUCAAAUUCCCCAUGUUAUUGCCAUGAUCCUGUCAGUAGAAUAUUUACUUAUUCCUCCUCUAUUCAACCCCAUAAUAUAUGGAUUAAAACUGCGGGAGAUUUUAAAAAGCAUCAAGAGUUUGAUUUUAUGGAAAAAAAGGACUGGAGUUGCUUUUUAG
Messenger RNA from Tachysurus fulvidraco (yellow catfish), 942 nucleotides. Its product is annotated as putative gustatory receptor clone PTE03. Gene Ontology annotation, biological process: G protein-coupled receptor signaling pathway. Bases 1 to 942 code for a protein of 313 amino acids. NCBI's taxonomy places the organism in Eukaryota, Metazoa, Chordata, Actinopteri, Siluriformes, Bagridae. Gene Ontology annotation, molecular function: G protein-coupled receptor activity; olfactory receptor activity. The record is from RefSeq and is a predicted model, not a curated record. Gene Ontology annotation, cellular component: membrane. The transcript has a single exon.